This is a messenger RNA of Anopheles darlingi, 3412 nucleotides long. RefSeq lists its product as uncharacterized. Bases 173 to 2719 code for a protein of 848 amino acids. The transcript has 5 exons. The record is from RefSeq and is a predicted model, not a curated record. Gene Ontology annotation, cellular component: nucleus. Gene Ontology annotation, molecular function: RNA polymerase II cis-regulatory region sequence-specific DNA binding; DNA-binding transcription factor activity, RNA polymerase II-specific. NCBI's taxonomy places the organism in Eukaryota, Metazoa, Arthropoda, Insecta, Diptera, Culicidae. Gene Ontology annotation, biological process: regulation of transcription by RNA polymerase II.
AAGAUUUUCCAGGGAGCGGAGGAGAAGACACGUAAAUUUCAUCUCGGAACGGCCCCUGUUUUGGUCCUUGCUGCUGCGAUUGGUGGAAACGGGCUGGGCAAGGCCACGCACAAACGGUGGCAAAGAUCACCGAACUACGCACCCAGCGCGUCGUUUGCCCGUCGGUGGUGCGAUGCAGAACUCGGCCCAUGAGGAACCGGAAGAAGAUGGCAACCGAAACAUGGUCUCCAAUAUGCCGCUGCUGUUUGCGGACGGCUAUCCUACCUCGCUGGACCGCAUCAGCGAGACGCAGCUGGAGAAGUUCAUCCCCUUCAUGGUGCAGUGUUCGCUCGGGCACAUCGAAAUCAGCUCGACGCCCACGGAGUACCAGCAGCCGAUCUGGUGGCCAAAGGAGGUGGAGUUCACUCGCCCGUUUAAAAGGCCGAAAUCCUUCCGGGGGAACUGGCUGCAGAAGAUGCGUGAAAUCGUAGUGCUCUGUUACUCGCACAAUGCCUGCGUUUACCUGUUGCGGUACUGCAACGAUCUGGCAUCGUACCAGCACACGUCACUGCGCUUCAUCAACAACUACAACUCGACCACCUCGCUGUACGAGCGCUCGACCAACAAGCUGCUCGUCACCUUCCGCAACGAGAACAUGCUGUACGAUCGCGAACAGAUCACCAGUCGCAAGUGCCUUCUGCCGAAGCAAUCGAGCUCGCUGUCGCUGUCGGAGGAGGCUGCUCUAGAGGAAAUGGUUAUAUCGGCUAGCUUCGAUAUCUAUCUCUGCGAUAACUGCGACGCCGAGCUGUACUCGUACGGUGCCAUGGUGGAACACGAGAAAGUUUGUCUGAGCGAAGAGCAGCAGCAUCAAAACGGAGAUACAAGCGAUGAUGACGACGUCAUAUUCUGCGGCGAAUUCAUCGAAGAGAACCUACCCAUCGGAUCGGCUGCGCGAGAACGGGCCGAGCUGCAGAAGAAGCAAGUGUUUCUUGGGCAGAACUUUGCCCUCUGCACUGCUGCAUCCAACAGUGAGGGAGCUACAACAAACGGUGGUGGUGGUGUUGGUGCUGUUGCUGCCUCGAUAUCAUCGGAAGAAUUCAAGCCAAUGGAUACGGUAGUUCGGGGGAAGAAUGCAUCACGACUAGCGAGGCGCACGCGCGGUGUACUCACACUGGCCAAGAGUGCCCUGAUUCCGCUCUCAUCGCCGGCCGGUGAGUAUCUGCUGAAAACGACGAAAGCGACCACAUCGGACGAGUAUGUGAUGGAGCGGCUGGAGCGCAUGGAACGAUUUUGCCAUGCGCCGCCACUUCCGCCUGGUAUCACUGGGCCACUCAUUCGAAGGUGCGCCAGAACCUCUACCAGCGGAGAACGCGAUACACCGUUCGUGCUAGACCGGCGACUUCCCAAGUGGUUGCUGCAGUUGAGGGCGAAACCGAACGGCGGCCCGACGGUGCCAGUCACCUACAAACGGUCACUGGAUGAUCCGGGCGAACCGUACCGUCUGUACAAAUUUCCCCGGCGCCAGCUGUCCGAUCGUUGCCGACGGGAGAACUAUCUCUUCUACAACAAGCCACUGCUGCAGCGAUGUCGGCCUUGUGUGGUAGUACUGGAAAGACUGACAAGGGAGCAGGUCGAAACCAUGUCGAUGCUACCUCUGGCGGAGCGGUUGCAGCGCGAAACGGAACAAGCGUUGGCCGAGCGAAAUCGAUGGAAAGAGCUCGCCGAGCGGGCGACCAUCAUCGACAGUAUCGAUCUCUGCUCAUCGGAUGAUGAUCAGGAUGACGAUGAUACGCUUGAUCAGGAGAGUGCCGGGCUAGAUGAAGGCUUCGAGACGGAUGCGAUGAACUACGAAGCUAGCAAUAUGCUCCACCCAACCACCCAUCUCGAGGUACAGAUUGAGCAGCGUUGGGACGAGCGUAUGGAGAACUUCAAUGGAAAUAGCAACGACGUAGGCAAUGAAGAAGAAUAUGAUGAUGAUACUGCUGCUACUGCUGUUGAUAAUGACGACGACGACGACGACGACGAUGUGCAGAUGAUUGUGCAGAGGGAAGAGGAUAGCUAUCCAGUACUAGUACCACCCGUGGUCAACUAUGGACGAUAUUACAAGCCAAUUCAACGACGGAGAAAUAUAGAGGUCAACUCGGUUAGUUCACUAGACUUUAACCCGACUUCAACGUUCGUACCUAGCACGCUGCUGAGUGACAGUACGAUACGCCUGAAUCAGGCACUGUUCACCGACUACUGCAAUGGGGAAACGUUUGACGACGAACUGCAUACGAUUGCCAACAGUAUCCCUAGUUACAAGUAUGCCAACGGUAGCAAUGCCACCGCGAUGUCGGUGUCAAGUAGUGUACCCAAAGCCACCGCCAAUAGAGAGCUGAAGGAAAAUCGGUUGAUUAACGGUCGCUGGUUGCACAGUAGUAGCUUACCCGUACAGCAGCGCCCUAAUCAGCAACAACAGCAGCAGCAGCAGCAUUCAUCGGGAUUCUUAAGCCAAGGUUCAGGCGCAAAUCAGGGACACUCCGUGUCGAGAGCACUGUUAGCCACUCCACCACUAGCAUUUAACGGUGCGGUUCCACGCGUUAGUUUACACACGAACGGAAUCGUACACCAAACGGUAAGCACGACCACGACGUUCGUCAAUCAAUCGGUAAGAAAACGAAUGUCCGUGCCUAGAGCUAGUGCCACUGUGGAGACCGCCAAUGCCGGACACACUUUAGCCGGUGCAAAUCUCCAGUAGAACAAUUGAAACCGCUCCGACGAGCAAACCAUGUGCAAGUACCUCAUCUGGUGGCUCAUCUGGAGUAGAAGCAUGUAUAAAACCCCUGCUCCAGCUGCAGUGCAACGAAGCUUUAGAAGAAUUCAGAAAGGAAUAGAAGCAUCGCAUACUAGUAAGGAUCUCCCGCCUCAAUCUGAGCCAAUCUCGUGACACGAUUUAUCCGUCAUGCCGGCCGUCGCUCUCUGAUCUGUCUCAAUUGCGCUUACCGCCUCUCUAUCUUCGUACGAUCGAGGUUCGCACAAAGGGCGCAGGGAUGGUUUUAUGAGGCGUCUGCUGCUCCGUACACAUCAUUCCCUAACUGAAUGAGACUGUUGACUGGACGGAGACUGCGUGUACUCGUCUUUGUGUAAGAUCGUUUUAAGCAAUUUUUUCGCCAUGGGUAUAUCUCAUUUUUUCUACCUUUUUUUUUGGACUCGUUUCCCGAAUCGAAGAAGUUAGUUGUUUAUGGCAGUUUCAUAAAUCGUGUAAAUACAUAUGAAAUCGCAGCUACAUCGCAUCACGCGCCACGCAGAUGUCGUAGCUGUUGUAUAGAAAAAUGUCAGACUCCUACAAGUACAGGCAGUAAAUUAUUUAUCGAUUAAGAUAAUACAAACGACAAGAUGAUUAAGAACAGCGAGAGAUGUUGUACAUAUCUGAUGUCGGUUAAGCUUAAUA